ACACAUCAGAAGAGAGGUGCUUUUUUGUAUUUUGUUUGAUAGCAAAAAUUACAGGUGCUUUAGCUGUGGAAACUAUUUAUGACCUGUGUACUGGGCAGUCCUGCAGAGAAAUGGAGAGGUAUAGCAGUGCUAUGUAAGAGUUCUUGGACCAGGAUUUUUUCUAUCAGAGUGCAAGAUUUUUCAAGCUCAUGUGGACAGCCGGAUUGAUUUGGUGUGUGAAAGGUGACACCUAUUCAACGGAGAAAAUAUCUCCAGGGAGGAGAAAAACUUUAAAAGUGAUCAAAAAUUGAAUUAAUUCGGAUUUCAUUUAUCUGACAAGUUUGUUCACCUUCAAGUUUUAAAAAAGAAAGGAAACAGUCCAUUGAAAAAAAUUCCCGAUUUAUUAUCUUAGAUUUAUCCAUAUAAGGAAAAGUGACCUGAAGCUCCGAUUAAGGAAUAUAUUGUUUGUAUUGGGUGGCUUUAUAUUUUGAAGUGGUGUAGACUUGUGCGAUAUUGUGAUUAUCCUCAUGUUAGUGUACACCUGGAGAAAUGAUCAGUCUUUCAGUCUGACAAAUGAUUUGGUGUCGGAUCUUUAAUACAGACCUCCUUUAUAAAGAAAUGUAAAUGAAUAGAUGCUGACACAGCAACGAACCGGUGCAACAGGAGCCAAGUCUGUCCCUGAAAACUUAGCUCAGAUUAUGGAAAAUUCCAUGAUGUACCCUGGAUCCCCACACUCCGCGAACGUGAACCCCACACGACAAAGUAUGCAAUCAAACAGUUUACAAGACCUGGAAGCUGGACAAUAUUCUAUGCAACCUGGAAUUAACCCUUAUAUGCAGCAGCAUUCUCGUGGCUUGAUUUACCCCCAACAUUACCCCAGUCAUGGCCAGUCUUACAGUGUACACCCUGUGUCUCAAGGUUCCCCUUACAGGGAUACAGGAACUCCGUAUCAUGUCAACCAGUCCAAUGCAGGGUAUUCAGAUCCUCUACAAAGUGCUCAGUAUUCACAUUUACAGUAUUCUGUGUCGGGAACAAAUUACAAUUCACCAUUAAAUUAUUCUGUGCCUUCACCAAUGUCUCCUGUCCCCCACCACUCCAGGGCGAUGUCACCACCUCAUGCGAUGUCACCACCCCACGCCAUGUCACCACCUCAUGCCAUGUCUCCACCUCCUUUCUCCAGGGUAUCCUCCCCUGGGUCAGUGACCAGCCAGCAGUCUGCAGCAGCUUCUUUUUUUGCAAGGGCUGCACAAAAACUAGGAAAGAAGAAGAAGAAGCACCACCAACAGGAACCAGAUCUACCACAAUACAACACCAAGUACAAUGAGGUGCUGAAGAACUCCCCACCCCCAGCCCCACCCUGUCUUCUGAGGGCAGCAGGGCGACUCCAACAACCUGGAAUUGGAAAGGUAAAGGUCAUGUUAAAGAUUUGUUCUGAAGGACAAGCACAGUCCUGUUUAUCCAUCGACCCAAGGAAGAAACAGGUCACGGUCUUUGACCCCUCCACAGUUGGGGUCACGACCUCAUCUCAUCGUAGAACCACACCAACAGCUCCUAAGAUGUUUGCCUUUGAUGCAGUAUUUUCACCUGAUGACUCGCAGACGGAGAUUUGUUCCAGCAGCCUGACAGACAUUAUACAAGGUGUUGUCAAUGGAGCUGACGGCUGCCUGUUUUCCUAUGGAUAUUCCAGACAAGGUAAAUCCCAUACUAUGAUGGGAGAAGACGUGUCAGCUCAGACCUUGGGAAUCAUGCCUUGUGCCAUUUCUUGGCUUUUUCGUCUCAUCGAUGAGCAGAAGGACAAAACGGGAGCCAGGUUUUCUGUCAGGGUGUCAGCCAUAGAAGUGUCCGGAAAAAACGAACAACUGAAAGAUCUACUGGCAGAGGUGGCAAAAUAUACUGAAGCCGGUGUGGGAACAGCCCCUGGUGUGUACCUGAGAGAGGACCCAAUCUGUGGAACUCAGCUGGAGAACCAGAGCGAGCUCCGAGCCCCCUCCGCUGAGCGAGCGGCGUACUACUUAGACGCCGCCUUGGCCUCUAGAGCUCAAGAAGAUGAGGAGCUGAGAUCAUCUCACAUCGUGUUCACACUUCAUGUUUAUCAGUACAGGAUAGAGAAAGCAAAUCAAGCUGGACUUCCAGGAGGCUUGGCAGUGGAUUAUCAGUGUAAAAGUUCCCUUCCUCAGACAGGAACUGUGGCUGGAGGAAGAAGCAGACUUCAUCUCAUUGACCUUGGAAGUUCUUCAAAGUCUAAAGAUCCUGACAAUGUCUCACUUAGUCUCUCUGCACUGGGGAAUGUCAUCAUGGCUCUUCUUAAUGGUCAAAGACAUGUACCUCACAGAGAUAGCAAAGUGGCCCAGCUGCUGAGGGAUUCUCUAGGAGGAAUAUCCUGCCGUACGUGUAUGCUUGUUCAUGUCUCCUCGUCAGUAAGUCACCACAACGAGACCCUACAAGUUAUUCAGCUAGCAGCAAGGAUUCACAGAAUGAGGAGGAGAAAAACAAAGUUUUCAAGUACCAGCUCUGAUGACAGUUCCACAGAUGAUGGAAGACUUAGGAGACCUUUCAAAGGCUGUAGAAUGGGAACCCUCAGAGAAGAUAUGCUGUACCACUCUUCUCAUUCAGACCCUGACUAUUAUACCUCUAGCAGUGAACAAUCAUGUGAUACUGUUAUAUAUGUUGGUGCUAAUGGGCAGUCUCUCAGUGACCGUGAAAUCACAGACAAUGAAGGACCACCAAGGUCUGUUCCAAGGACAAAUCCAAGAUUACCUAGACGACCCAGUGGGUCAAGGUCAUCUGGGGAUGAGGGAUCCAAUUCAGAUAGUGGACGUAGUCAUGCAUCUUCAGAUUUCAAGUACGGGAGAGCUGCUAUGAUUCACAAUGAGAAUUUCAAUGUGAAUAGAACACUUUCUCCUAGAUUCCAGCCACAGCCUGUUAAACUACCGUCAACAGUGAGGGAUGUCAGUGUUGUGUCCUCUCAUGCAAAGUCACCACCAAUGUCACCAAGUGUGGGGCAGAGUCAACAUCCUCUCAAAACUCCCACACGUUCUAGAUCACAAGAUUCACCUCAAAGGAUGACAGUGAAAGGAGGACCUACAUCGGAACAGCUAAAAGGAGAGCAGUGGAUUGAUGGGCCUGGAGUAUAUUCAAAGAGCAAAUUAAUGGAGGAGCAGUGGAUUGAUGGACCACAGGCUUUUGUGAAACAAGAACUUGUCAAUACCUUGGAUCCUGCAAACAAACAUCUAUUCAAUCCCAAAAUGAAUGCUGAAGAGCAAUGGGUAGAUGGACCCAUUGAAAUGAUAGCUGGAUCUCAACAGCCAAACAAAGAAGGAAAAGCAACCAAUGCAAAGUUAUCUGUGCACACUAGUUGUAAAGUUGAAAAACCAUCGAAACAUAAGUCCAAACCAAUGCUUGACAUAAAAGAACGUCCUGAGAGCACUUUCAGUGAGGAAAGCAACUCCUCAUUGGCUGUGCAAGGCCCAGAUUCAAGGCCAGUAAGUUUACAUGAAUCUGAGGAAAAAACUGAAGCUAACCAGCAAAAUGUAAAGCCUUUUGUAAGAGACUGGGUUCAGAAACAUAGUACAAUUGUUGAUAGUAAAACUGCUCCAAAGAGAGAGGAUCAUUCUGAUAUCAUGGAAUCCCAGUGUAAAUACAAAAAGACAAAGGCAGAGUCUCAUCGUAAACUGAGUGCUUCAACGCCAAAACAGUCACCCAUGAAUUCACCAUCAGUUCCAAGAAAAACUAAAUGCGACUCGCAAGCUGUUGGGAAGUUGCAAAAGUCACACUUACCAACACCAUCCAAUCCCACCAAACGAGUCAAAGAUUGGAUACAAUCUGUGACGAUAGAACAAACCCAAACAAAUUGUGACAAUUUUGUGUCAGUUAGUGACUUUGGUUGUGAACUUAAUGCGAGGGUUUCUGAAUUGAAUACUUCUCAGGAUUUGUCUUCAUGUAGUAGCAUUCAGUUAGAAACUACUAUGGAAGUUGACUCUCAGUGUGAAACAACCAUGAACACAGCUCCCUGUAGCAGUGAUGGUCGACCAGAUGAGAUGGCAGAGUGCAAUAUUGGUGACAUUAGUUUUGAUAGCAGUGUGGAUGCUUGUGAUACCAGCAAUUCACUUAACAGGGAAUCUAUUUAUGAAAUGCAGAUGGAUGCACAACUAGAAAAGAGUGACUUGAAAAAUGUGGAUAUCCCAGACAAUGAUACAUUCAGUAGUGUUAGCAAAGACGAGGACUCAGAUUGUGAAAAUGAACCUCUUCUUGCAAAAGAGUACAACUUUCCUCAUUCAUUGACUGUGGAGAGCUUGAAAACACUUGUUGCAGAACCAUUUGGUGCCGAUCAGCAGAAAUCGAACCAGAAUCAAUCUUAUGAAGGGUGUGAGCUUGAUAAAAAAAUCAAAGAGAAUUUAUUCAUUUAUGACAAAGCUAAACCAAUAUCUUCAUUACAUCGUACACCUGAUGGUGCUUCAAAUCCAAAUUUAGUCAAUGAACUUAAUUAUGAAGAAAAAAUUGACAUGAAGUUCAUGAGAGGAGAAUACAUCAUCAACCAUGUGCAGCAGAUUUCUAGUCACAAUAUGGAUAUUUACCAGAAAGCUACCUCACUUGUUAAGUAUGAGGAACCUGAUGUUAGGAAAUCAAAGUCAAAGCCACCCCUUCCUAAAUUAUGUAAAUCUCACAGUGCUAGUCCAUCACGUUGUAAGGAUUUGAGUCUCAGCCCCAAAUCUCCUGGCUCGUACACAAGUAAAACAUCUUCACCAGGUGGUCAUGUCAGUCGUUCAAAAGAAAAGUCACGUCAGACUUCAACAUCUUCAAUGUCGUCACAGUCGUCUCUUCCGGUCACCACCAGUCCAUCUUCAAAAUCAUCAAAAUCUCCAUCUCCCAGUAAACUCCCCAUCUUUUCCAGUAAAGGAUCUCGUAAAAAAGACAAGGAAAAUAAAGUUGGCAACGGUCGUGUAGUUGAACUGAAUGCGUCCAGUAGAGGAACAGACUCUGACAGUGGUAAUGACAGUGGGAUUGUUGCACAUGAGAAAAAGUUACUUUCUCCGUAUAACACAGUGACAAAACCCCGCACUCCUAGCCAUUCCAGCAGUGGGCAUGGUAGUGACAACAGUAGUACUGUCAGUGCUGAUCUGAGGUCUCAGCUGGGGAUCAAGGACAAACUUCAUGGGGGGACCAGCAGUGGAUAUGAAAGCAUGUUGAGAGACAGUGAAGAGGCAUCAGCAACAUCUUCUGGACAGGAAGAGAGCAACAGCGAAACCCCCAAUGAUAAGAAAAAGGGAUCCAAAAAAAAGAAGUCAAGCACCAAACGGAGUCGCUCUGCCCCAGCUAGAUCAGGGGAGAGUCCUGAUGGUAAAGGGUCUGUCGUCUCAAGUCCCUCAUCUAAGGCCUGGGUGGACACAAGGCAAAUCCAGAGAAUCAAGGAGGAGCCAUUUGAAAUCAAGUUGUAUGAUAUGGAUGAUGUGGAGCGACUUGCAAGGAGACGAAAUGAAGAAGAGGAAAAUGAUCAGAAAAAGGAAAGAUUGUUGAAGCAAGGCAAACCACUGGAACUUAUUGACCACAAAGAUCAGAUUGUGAUGGAAAACCGGAAUUGGAGAUUUGACUGUCGUUUCUUCAUGUGCUUUUGCCGUAAUAAACAGAAACAAACAGACUUGUAAAUUGUCAAACUUGCCAAUGAAAUAAUAAUCAACUUUGGCUGCCAAAUAUUUCAAAGUGCAUUAAAAAAGAGAGUUUGCAGGAUUUGGUCAUGUGUGCAUUUGUUUUUGUUCUGAUUUUAUAUCAUUAUGCAUUGUACAUAUUGUAUAUAAACUUUAUUUAUAUAUAUACAGAUUGCAUGUAUAUUUACAUGCAUUUAAACUGUAAAAGAUUUUGUACAUUUUUAUUAUUUAUAUGUAUGCAGUAAAUAUGCAGUUUCCCUUUGCAAUAGUUUAUGCAUGGUAGACUUUGGGAAUUAUGACAUCUAUGUACUUAUAUAUUAUUUGUAAUGUGGUAUCAAUAAAUAUAUUUGUACCAUUU
Molecule: messenger RNA, 5979 nt
Organism: Saccostrea cuccullata (small rock oyster)
Lineage: Eukaryota; Metazoa; Mollusca; Bivalvia; Ostreida; Ostreidae
Product: kinesin-like protein KIF26B
Exons: 14
Coding region: 612-5621 (1669 amino acids)
Biological process (GO): microtubule-based movement
Molecular function (GO): microtubule motor activity; ATP binding; microtubule binding
Source: RefSeq, a predicted model, not a curated record